This is a messenger RNA of Drosophila eugracilis, 649 nucleotides long. It is a transcript of the gene Tbca, whose product is annotated as tubulin-specific chaperone A. The transcript has 2 exons. Bases 155 to 487 code for a protein of 110 amino acids. The record is from RefSeq and is a predicted model, not a curated record. Gene Ontology annotation, biological process: tubulin complex assembly; post-chaperonin tubulin folding pathway. Gene Ontology annotation, cellular component: cytosol; microtubule cytoskeleton. Lineage: Eukaryota; Metazoa; Arthropoda; Insecta; Diptera; Drosophilidae. Gene Ontology annotation, molecular function: beta-tubulin binding.
CUGUGUACAAACAACAAAAGCACUGAGCAAAUUACACCGAAUCUCAGCCGGCUGUUCGAAAAUUAGUUGAAAUAAGUGUGGCUCAGCCCAAUAACUCCCUGUCGAGCUCUGCUAACUUUAGUCCACAGAUAAACGCAACGGAGGGAACACAAAAAUGACAGAUCCACGCAUCCGACAGUUAGUAAUAAAAUCCGGAGUGGUCAAGAGGUUGACUAAGGAGAAGUUCUGCUACGCCAAGGAGGUGGUGGUCGAACAGAACAGGAUGGAGAAGUUUAAAGGCGAGGGAGCCGACGACCAUGUCUUGCGAAAGCAGGAAGAAGUUAUCCAGGAGUGCAUCAUGAUGGUCCCCGACUCUAAGAGAAGGCUACAAAAGGAGUACGAAAUAUUGGAGAAGUAUCUCCAAGAUGAGCAGGAUCUCAAAGAGACCGAGGCUUAUACGAAGGCAGCAGAGAUUCUAAAAGCAGCCAAGUUAGAACUGGAUACCUAGAAGCCACACAUUCCCCUUUAUACAGCAUUUACUUCCCUUUAAUAUCAGCAUUAAUGGCUUAUUCCUGAUUGCUGCAGAGCGGCUAUAAGGCCUUAUCUAUUAAGCAACAUAAUACUUUCUAAAUUUGUUUCGUUUUAUAAUAAACAAGUUUAUAUUUUUUCU